AGGGAUCCCCGACGUCCAAAGAUAAGACCGAAGGGAGCGUCCUUGAAUCUUCCCCGCUGAAAGCAGCCGCGCUCGGUGGAAGCCCCCGGGUUUCUGGAGAAAGACAAGCGAGGGCGGCUCGCACGGCACCAUGGCAUCGACGGAAGGUGCCAACAAUAUGCCAAAGCAGGUAGAAGUACGAAUGCAUGAAAGCCAUAUGAGUCCAGUGGAACAUCAAUCGAAGAACCUCUGUGUACGACUCUGGCUUUCACUCAGAAAAAAUAUGCUCCUUUCACUUACUGUAUUUGGUGUCAUUAUGGGAGCCUUAUGUGGAAUGCUCCUUCGCAUGGCAGCUCCUAUUAAUCCUGAUGUCGUCAUGUUGAUAGCCUUCCCCGGAGAUAUUUUGAUGCGGAUGUUGAAAAUGUUGAUCCUCCCUUUAAUUAUCUCAAGUUUAAUCACAGGGCUGUCAGGACUGGAUGCUAAGGCCAGUGGUCGAUUAGGGACAAGAGCUAUGGUAUAUUAUAUGUCCACAACAAUCAUUGCUGCUGUCCUGGGAGUGAUCUUGGUGUUAGCCAUUCAUCCUGGCAAUCCAAAACUCAAGAAGCAGCUGGGAGAAGGAAAGAAGAAUGACGAAGUAUCCAGUCUUGAUGCGUUCUUGGACCUUAUUCGAAAUUUGUUCCCUGAAAAUCUUGUGCAAGCAUGUUUUCAACAGAUUCAAACAGUUACCAAAAAAGUUCUCAUGCCUCAAGAAAUGGAAGAACCAUCUAAUGUUACAGAUUCCAUCUUUACCAUCGUGAAUGAAACAGAAGUUACUCCAGAGCCUCAAUUAAUUGUUAAGAAGGGCCUUGAGUUUAAGGAUGGAAUGAAUGUCUUAGGCCUCAUUGGGUUUUUCAUUGCUUUUGGUAUCGCAAUGGGCAAGAUGGGAGAACAAGCCAAGAUGAUGGUGGAUUUCUUCAAUAUCUUGAAUGAGAUCGUAAUGAAAUUAGUAAUUAUGAUAAUGUGGUAUUCUCCAUUGGGCAUUGCAUGCCUCAUUUGUGGAAAAAUCAUUGCAAUCAAAGAUUUGGAAGUAGUUGCUCGACAGCUUGGCAUGUACAUGGUAACCGUGAUUGUAGGUCUUCUCAUCCAUGGAGGGAUUUUCUUGCCUCUGUUGUAUUUUGUAAUUACGAGAAAAAAUCCCUUUUCAUUUUUUGCUGGGAUCUUUCAAGCAUGGAUCACUGCUCUAGGCACAGCUUCAAGUGCUGGUACCUUGCCUGUUACUUUUCGCUGCCUUGAAGAAAAUUUGGGCAUUGAUAAGCGGGUGACAAGGUUUGUCUUGCCUGUUGGAGCCACGAUUAAUAUGGAUGGAACUGCCCUUUAUGAAGCAGUGGCUGCCAUCUUCAUAGCGCAGAUGAAUGGCAUUGUUUUGGAUGGCGGACAGAUAGUCACUGUCAGUUUGACAGCUACUCUUGCCAGUGUUGGAGCUGCAAGUAUACCUAGUGCAGGACUGGUGACCAUGCUUCUUAUCCUCACUGCAGUAGGACUUCCCACCCAGGAUAUAAGCUUACUUGUGGCGGUAGAUUGGCUCUUAGAUCGAAUGAGAACAUCUGUCAAUGUAGUAGGAGACUCUUUUGGAGCUGGCAUUGUUUAUCAUCUAUCCAAGGCAGAGUUGGAAAAUCUUGAUGCCCAUCACAAGAUACAUGAAGAUAUUGAAAUGACCAAGACUCAGUCAAUUUAUGAUGAUCUGAAAACUCACAGGGAAAACAACUCAAACCAAUGCGUUUACACAGCUCACAACUCUGUCAUAAUAGAUGAAUGCAAGGUAACCUUGGCAACCAAUGGCAAAUCUGCAGACUUCAAUGCUGUCGAAGAAGAACUUUGGAAACAUGAGAAAUAAGAUGGAAACCCUUCAGGUCCAUCUUGAAUAAGUCCCUGAAGUUGUCUUUUGGUAAACCAGAUAUCAAGAUCCAAGAUUUUCCACUGUUUUUAUUUAGCAUAGAAAUGUGCUUACUUAAUGCUGUUAACUGAAACUUAGCAAUGGUCUUGUGAAGUCUUUGCUCUUUUAGUUUCUUGGCCAAAUAAUUCAUUUUAUUUUAUUAUUUGUUUGGAUGUAAGAGAAAUAUUUGGUUGGGUUUCCUCCUUCUGUUCAAAACAGAGAAAAUGUAGGCAUUUAAAGAAGAAAGAUUUGUAAAGGCACAAUAUAGCUGAUUUGCUUCAGGGACUAAAUAUUUAGCAUUAAGUAUAGUGUAUAUCAUGCAGAAUCUCCCGCCUGCUGAAUAUGUGAACCUGUAUAUUGGUGCAUACUGAAUACAGUGAGCAUGUAAUGUAAGACAUUAUUUCUUAAAUGCUUUACAUGUGCUUUACUUUGCAUAGUUUUCUUCAGUUCCCUUUUCUUCAAGCUGUCUUAAAAAUAAGUGAUCUACCUAAAAAAAAAAAAAUCCAGUUCCGAACUCCAGUGAAUGCCAAUACAUGCAAAAUAGCAAAAUAUUUUUAAUGAUAAAUUCCUCAUCUCUCCAUUCUAACAGUCAAACUUUUUGAGAUCAGAAUACAGUUUUUACACAACUGAAUUGGACACAUUUAUGAUUGUGGGUUCAUUUCCCUUUAAUUCCCAGUGGAAUGUCCUUCCAGUAGGCAAAUUUGUGACACUGGAAUUAAACAUAUGACAUGUUUGCACAGCUAACCAGGAAAUAAAUCUAUAAAAGCAGAAAAUAAUCAUAUUUGCAUGGAUCCAGAAGCAUCAAGAAAUCACAGGAAUGCUAAUGCAGUAGUUUUAUCAUACUAAAACUAACCCAAUGCCAGUUGCUCAGCAUACACCCUUCUGCUCUCCCCAAUCAUAUCUUACUGCUUCUUUGUUGAGAUUUGAGAGUGCUUCUUUUUAGGGACGAUAUCAUCUGCUAGUAAAUUCUCUUUCGUUACUCCUUUUCUUAAGAAGAAAUAAGUUAUAUUUAGCAUGAGUUUUGCUGUACAACAUCAAUUAGUUAUUUAAUCAGGGCUAAGAUAUUUUCCUAUAAGUACUAGAUAUCUCCCCGCCCAAUAUGUUGAAUCUUAAUUAUAUUAAGUAGAAUUAGUUUGGGCAAAUAUCAAUUUGCUUCUCUAGAAUAUUAAGUUUUAUUUGCUAUGGCACUCAAUGUGAUUAUAUCUUUGCCACAAUAUUGUAGAACGACAAAUCCUGCAGUGAUGCCAAUUUAAUAGCUGAACGUCUUUUCAAACUAGUGUUAUUCUCUGUAGAAAUAUGAAAAGAUCAGAUAGAGCUAUGUUUCUUCUUUUUGUUACAGUGUAUUAAAUAAUUGGCCCUGGUGAGAACGGAGAUUUGGAUGUAACUCCCACAUCCACAUUCAUAUUUCUCUUUCUCUUACUUUUGGUGAACUCUGCAGGCAGUAUAAUUUAACUCAGAAAAACACAGGAUAAAAGGAAAGCACACCUGUAACAGCUCCUUUUCAAGUCAGGUUUGGCACAUCGUCUCUGUGUACAUUAACAGGGAAAAAAAGAAUUCUUAAAUUUUACACAGAUAAGCACACUAUCCUUAUGGAGAAGAAGUGCAUUUGUGGCUAUCACAGGUUGGCACAAUUUUUUUCAUGGGCAAUCCACACUGAAGCUCCUUUUAGGAUUUUCUUAUAGUCACCAAAAACCGAUACGCUUGUGUUCAGUAUCACAUUAUAUUUCCCCUUCACUUUGAAGAAACGAAGCACUGACUACUAAUGUAAGUGUAGGUUCCUUUAUAUGGGGACAAUUUCUGAAAUGCUAAUUGAAAAUAAGUCAUGGGUUCCUUUCAAACAGCACUUGAGAAGGAAGCUCUCAAAUUAAAAUAAGAAGAAAUUGUAAUUUUGCAAUUAGAGAUUUCUGAUAUUUACAUGGGGGAGGGGGAAGCCCUGUGUGGGAUUUGAGAAACAUUUUUGGAUUUUUCAUAACUCAGGGAAUUUCUGAUUCUUAAAAACAAAGCCACACUUUAUUUACAAUCAGGGAUAUUCAUGGGGAGGGGUCAAAAAUGUCAAUUUGGCCUUGUAAUUAAAGCCCUACAUGUUUUUUAUGUGCAUACCAACAAUAUAACAUGGAGGGGUGACCAUUCAUGCUCAGCAUUUGAUUCCUAAAUGAAUUCUAAUGCUCUGUAUUCUGCUGUGGUAACCAACAAAUUUAACAGUCCACAGUCUUUCCAUCUCACAGUACAAAACAGAACCUUAACAAUUAUCCCACCUUCUUUAUCCAGGGUAACUACUGUAGUUUCUGAAUUUCCAAAAAGAAAGAUGCAGAACGAUUCUGCAAUGCUAGUUUAUAAGCAUUGCCCGUUUGUGUGAACAUGCUUUUCAUUUGCAAAUGCAAAAUAUAGUAACAAUUGCAGUCUAUAUUUUUUUUCAGUAGUCAAGAUUUUUCUCCAUGUUAAUGCCUCCAUUGUUGGUAACAUUCAUUAUUAAUGAUUAAUAGUUAAUUAUUAAUUUAAUACAUAAGCAUUUCUGCAAUUUAAUCCCUGAUGUGCAAUAAUUUAUUUCUUGCCUGUGUAACCAAGACAUGUGAUAGCUACCUAGAGACUCAGCAAAAGAAAACAAUUAGGAAUUUCACCUGUAAGAAAAUAAUUUUGCACCAGCACUUUGCAUUUCAUUCAGGUCCAGUUUGUUAAUUUGCAUUAUAAACCCAGCCUUGCUUAUAAUUAGGUGCAAUUUCUUGAUUAGAUAGAAAGGGGGAUUUGAACAAGCAAAAUUCCAUUUAUUUGAUACGGCAUUGCAAACCUGAGAAAUUCUCGCCACUUUGAAGAUAAAAUCUUCCCAAGAUCCCAUUCUUGAUAUGGUUUGAUUCAUGGAGUUCAACAGAAUGAUCAUUAGUUUUUCUGUGGUGCUACUAUAUGCUCCCCACUUUUUAUAACCAGGCUUAAGUGUAUAUUCAUAAGACACCUGAAGUAAGUUACAGUAGUGCUAACAAAAAAAUUAUAUUUGCAUACAUGAGAAAACAUUUGUUUUUAACCUCUUUUUUUAUCAACAAGAUCUCUUUUUAGCAAGCUGAAAUGCCUUUUAUCUCACAUGUAGAUACUUGAUCAAAUCUCUAGAUACUCUUCAGCUUUUAAAAGUAUCUUUUAACAGUUAAUAUGAGGAAUAUUUUUGCACUUAUUUUUCAUCUAUAUUUCUCUCAACUUUGCUCAAAAAGAUUAAUAUAAAAAUCUUUAUCAAACCCCCAAAAACCUGGCUCUUUCACAUCCCACUAUAAUGAGGGAUGUCAGGAAUUCUCUUUUAUAUGCAUCCUCUUUACUUUUCAAAAUUUUAUCUCCUGCUUAGUGAAACUGAUUCUGUAAAAUCAGAGAAGAUGGACACUGCAACUCUGACAAAUCUGAAUUCAAACUAGUAAGAAUAUGUACCUUACAUCUAGGGUUGCAUUUUUUAUACAUCUGGUGUUCCACCAAGCCUAAUGCUAAUUGGUGGUUAAUCUAUUCACACAUGAGUCUGUUCCUUUGAUUAUAUGUUUCUAAAUUGAGUUAAUAACUCCAUGAAAUUAUUCUUAAUCUGUAACAUGAAAUUAUUCUUAAUCUGUAACAAGCUUUCAUACUUUGAUGUCCAUGAUAGGGUUUAUCCUACCUAUAUUAUGUUUUAACUAAACAAAAUCAUACAUGCACUUGCUGUCUUCUUUAUAGCAAUACUGAAGAAUUUGGCCCUAGAGACCCUAACAUUUGUUAACUCUAACAGAAGAAAAUCUCAUACCAUAGAGUUUUACCCAAGAAAAUAUAGAAAAGGCAAUCGCUAGUGAGAAUUAGAAUCAGAAUCAUUAGAAUCCCGAAGUUAUACAUUAGAGAACUUGUAUGUUGUGGAUUUACAGAAUUCAGACCUUUCUCAUUCUCUGAACAUGUAGGGUGGAAUAGAGAAUCAAAUUAAAGAAAAAUGAUCCAUGCCAGUACCCCAUGAACUAUGAUGCCUGUAAAUGCCACACCAACAUAUAAAAAACAUGGCGUUUCCAUCUUUUAUUCUCUUUCCCUUCAUCCCCAAACAAUAGGAAAGUUUAUUACUGAACUCAUUUUUAUCAACUUUAUCCACAUGUUUAAUAUUGCAAUUCACAGGCUGCUAGAAUAAUAUUUUAUUAAAAAUAAUUUUAAUAUUAUCAGAAUAUCAGAAGAACCACAAUUUUUAGCCAUGUGGAAACUCCCAUCUUACUUGGAAUUAUAUUCAAUUUAUAGCACUGAUUGCCUCAAACAAGGUCUGUAAAGCUAUGUAUGUAACUUAAGUACUUCCUCUGAAAAUUAUAUUUAAGUUUGCUAUAACUUUGACACCUUGUUUUCAGAGCUAGUGGGGUGGGUUUAAUCAGUGCUAUAGAUCUCAAUAUUCCAUUAUCUUUAUUUCAAAUCUGCUUCUUCAAUUUUCUGUUGAUUACUGUAAUAAAAUCUUCCUUCCUUCCUAAUGCAUGAAUGGUAAUUUAUGGAAUGCAUGAGGUGUAUUUCUACUUAUUCUAAUUCAGCCACUUAUUCUUCUUCAACCAUGAUAUACACUGUAGAAUGAAUUAACUUAUUUCUGGCAUCUGUAAUUUACAGACAUUUGCAGAGGUUAUUUUCUUAUACCAGUUGCAGACAGUUAUUUUAUUAUACAACCAUGUAAGCAAGCAAGAAAAAAAAUGCUAUAAUCCUUUUAAGGAAGAUUCUUUUGUAACGAACUCUGAUAAAUGAAAUUUGUGACUGGGUUCAUGCAACACAUUAAGCCAUUGUAUCAGUGGGUUGGUUUUGACCUAGCACAACAUACGAACUCACCUCGUGUGGCUUGCAAACCAUGAUUUAUAGCUGAGCAUUAUAUAAAGCAGGCCACUACAGCUUGUUCCACAAACCAUGGUUAAAAUAAACUAUGACUUGUGUGACUUAUGAAACCAGCCACUGUUAUGUUAUGUUAAAUUAACAUAACUCUUUAAACUUUAUAACUUUAAGCAAAGCACAAAUGGAAGUUAAAGGUAUCUUUAUGCUACAGUUCAUUAUGGAACACUAUUACAGUAUUAAUAUAGAUUUGAGAUUGAGCCUUUUUUUUAUACUUAGCUUGUUUUUUUACCAGGAUAAUUCCAGAAUGUCUCUACCCUACAGAUAAAUAUUCUGAUUCAGAAUAUAUUUUGUUUUUAAUGUACUUACUUGCCAUUAUUUUCAAUGGAAUUAAUUUACAAAAUCCAUAUACUUUAGGAUUACAGCUUUUGAAGAAAAAAAAACUAAUCUAUUUAUGCCCAGAGUCAGUAAGGCUCAACUUGGUGUCCAAGAUUUGCAUCAAAUAGCAUUUCAUGAGUUUGGUAGGCCUUCAAUGGAAAUGAUGAUGCGGACAGAAUGAAGUGUCUGCUUUCGUUUAUGUACCAAAUCCCAGAGUGAUGUUUAAUGGUUACAUUUCUUCAGUAAUGUGACACACAUCCCAUCCCAUGCUGACAGAGAGAAAUGUUAUCUUCUCAAACAGUAUUAAGUUAUAGUAUUUUCCUAACGAUUGAAUGACAAAAGAUUACCAACACCAGGAAUUAUUUGUUUCAGCUACUAAUGAACUCUGUUGGUUCAAACUGUUCUAGUUUUUAGAUGCAUUUUGUUGAGAUAUACAAAGACAAAAAUGAAAGCUACAUAAGUUCAAAAUGUGUAAGGAACUGCAGCAUUUGAUCUCACAUCUUUGCCUUUCUACAAAAGGACCAAACUACAUUCUUUAAGGGAUUAUGUCAACUAAAUAGCACAUAUAUAAAUACCUCCUGAUUUUUAAAACAUUUAUAAAAUAAAAAAGCAAGCAAUAUAUUUUUUCACCAUAAUGAUCGAAAUCUGUUUUUCUUCCUUUAUUAACAGUUAAUUACAAAAUACCUAUAUUGCUAAUGCCUUGUUAUUAUCCAAGCACAUUGAGAGAGAGCAAAUAAAUUUUUAAAACCCAAAUUAUAGUUUGAAUAUGAGUCAGACUCUGCCCCUUUUGGCAUACGGCUGCACAAAAUUGAAGAGUCGAAACCUAUAGCAACAACUGACUCUAUGAAACAGGUAUAUUUAACUUGUGCAACCUAUCAUGUAUGACCUGCAAAUGGAUGAAUAAUCUGUACAGUAGGUAGGGGCAGUACAUUAUUGUGAUCUUAUUUUGUAAUACUCCUCUAUUUUAAAGCAGAGUUUUCAAAUAUUCUCGUAAUUAGAGCUAAACACAAUCAAGUCGUAAGAUAAAACGCUAGUAUUACCUAUCAAAGCAUGAUGCUCUUACAAAGUUUUGAUGCGUUGUUUUCCGCAUGAAGAACAGUGCCUCCCCGCACUUUCUGUAGAUAAUGUAGUUUAUCUUGGUGUAAUUUCAGUGAAAUUGUGUAUAUGGUAUUAAUGGUUGGUAUUUUAAUUUAAUUUAACUUCAACUCUGCUGGAAUAGAAAUUUAUAGUAAUAUGUUUGAAAAUAGAUUGGAUUAAGUUGGCUGGCUUUGGCUGCUAUAUUGGUAUUUCCAUUUCCAGAUGUUUAACAGCAAAAUUUCCAUAAUCUGCUACCCAUUGCUAUAUGGUGGUAUAAGCAGUAUAAUUGUGUUUAAAUAAUUGUUAUAACCCUUGUGUUCCAGCCAGGUUGCUGUAAAUACGUUAGUACUUGUCUUUAUAUAUCUAAACAAGCAGCAUGCAUAUGAGUGUAUGUACACCAAUCCCUGGCAUUUAGUGAAUGUGAGUGACUGUCUGAUGUUGCACUGUGAUUGCAAUAGCACUGCUACUUUAAUGAAUAAAUAUAAGCACAGUAUUAUAUUGAGCUGAUUAUGUAUUUUUCUGUAUACAUGAUAGAUUGGAGAUAUAAGGAUAGAUGUUAAUAAAUCGUUGCAACUAUCAACAUGUUGAUCCCUUGUAAAAAAAAAUCUUUUAUUUUGAACACUGUGUUUACCUUUUGAAACCGCAGUCUCAGCUUUUGCUUCUCAACCAGGACAUGGUGAUGGUCUAACCCUUCGAGAUUCCUCAAGUGUUCGUUUUUCACUUCUUCGCUGACCACAGUAACAAAUCCAAAUUCAAGGCAGUGUGUGAAAAGACAGACGUCUUUUUGAAGUGUAUUCUUGUACUUGUUCAUAUUCCAGUGUUAAUAGAUCAUGCGAAAAUAAAUUAUUGAGAUAAAAAUAUGGUAUAAAAUAUGCUAUCUUAGAGACUGUUAUUUGAAAAAAAAGGAGUCUUUAUAUAAAGUUGAAAUCAGACAAAGUCAGGAGAUUCAGGAAAAGGAGCAAAAGGUCCCCAAAUUUCAGUUAUGAAUAUUUGAUGUGGACAAACACUUAAUUGAUCUCAUAUUAGUUAUAAAUCCCAGAACAAAGCUACUGCAAUGCAGUUGCAGGCAAGAUUCGUUUCAUGAAUCUUUACAUAUAAUGAUACAAAAAAUUAAACAAUUCAUGAUAACCCUGAAUCAAAUUAGUUAACUGCCUGUCUUAAAUUCUCUAGAGCAGUGUUCCUAACCGCAGAAGCUUGAGAUGUGUGGACUUCAAUUUCUAGAAUUCCUGAUAAUGGUCACCAUGGCUGGGAGAUUAUGGGAGCUGAAGGCCCUAUAUCUUAAAAUCACUAAGAUUGGCAAGUAAGACUGAAGAACUAGGUUAUAACUAUUCCUUUCUUAACAGAACAAGGAACAGUUUUCCAGUUGUAAACUGAAUCUAGUUAUUGCCCAAACAUAGUUAUAUUAUUUUGCUUCUGUAGGCCUUGAAUGCAUGGAUACCAUAUAAUUAUGUAUAGAAAGGGGAGAUCCACUUAAUUCCACGCUCUGCAGGUAUAUUCAGCUAAGGAGAAUUAUUGUGGUUAUGAUCUCUUGAGAUCAUGGAUCUUGUGCACAUGACCUCUUAGACUGCAUUAAUGGUGGGUCACCCUACAAACAAAAGAAAGCACAAACUUGGCUUUGACUGUAAUUAAAAAUAUUCAUCUGAAAAAUGAAAUGGUGUAUUGUGUAAUUUCUAUGCCAAUUGUGUAAAAUCUAAUACAUGGAAAUGCUAAAUCUUUCUAUUAACAUUUAUUUACUACAGUAGCAAUGACUUGUUUACUAAGCACUUUUCAUAGUCCUUAUCUCCUUUAUCUAUACCUUUAGCAAUUAUUUGCUUUUCCUGUGUGAACUGAUUUCUGUAAUUUGUAUAUAAAACAAAACUGGACAUUCUUUAUAUACUGGAAAUAAUAAGCAAAAACAGUAUUUCACUAAAUGUUGGAUUUUUUAUGUACAUAUCAUCAAUAAAUGUGAAUUCAUAAUUUUCAUAGAUAGAAUCAAUGUGAGUAUAUCCAUUUACUUGUAAGCUCUAGAGAUAAUAUGUGAUGGAAGGAUGUGUGAAGAGUUACAGUCCAGUAACAAAUGUUUAUAUCUAUCCAUCUAUCCAUCUAUCUAUCUAUCUACCUACCUACCUACCUACCUACCUACCUACCUACCUACAAAUUUGCUAAUGAUUGACAUAUCAAACCAACAGAGCUACUUUCACAUGUGUUAGGUUUGCAGCUUCUACAGAUUUCUGUUCAUCCAUGCACUUUAAACCGUGAAGCUUGUUUUUCUGAUAAAAUAAUUUGAGUUAUGCUUCCAAAAUGUUGGUUUUUAUCUGUCUUUAAUGUAGAAAAGCUGCCCAUGAAAUAAAAAUGUACCUCUGCCGUUGUCUGCUAGACCAACAUUGCCAUAGCAUCUAAUAGUGGGAAAAUAGUUACACCUAUAGAAAAUGGUUCACGAUAGAAAUUGCUUGUAUUCAUCAGUCUUGUUCAUUUUGUAAAAUUAAAUUAGCACACUAAGCAUCCAAAUUUUGAUUACAUUGCCAUGGGGAUGCUGCAAUGGUUGCAAGUGUGAAAAACAGUCAGAAGUCAGUUUUUUCAGUGAUAUUGUAACUUCAAACAGUCACUAAAUGAACUCUUGUAAGUCAAGGUCUACCUGUACCUAAGUUGUACUUGUGCAUCUAUUUUUAUCCUGCCAAAUACAGAAAUUCACAUUUUUAAUUAUUGAAUAACAUUCUAUUGGAUAGGGUCAAUGUUCAACCCUAUCAAAAUACCUCAUCUGGGGUAUUAGUAAGUCUUCCAGCUUUGUGUCAUUUGCAAAUUUUAUGAGCAAUCCUUUUAGUCCCUCAUCAAAGUCAUCAAGAGCAAUGGCCCCCAAACUUUUGGGCACCAGGGGAUCAGUUCCAUGGAGAGAGGUUUUCCCGUGGACCGGAGGGCAUGGUUUCGCAUGCUGCCUGCAUCCUACAGAUGGGACUUCACUUGUUUGCACAGACUGGUUUUUGCAUGCCACAGACCGGUCCUGGGCCACAGACUGGUGGUUGGGGACCCCUGAUCUAGACAACUGGGUCCUAGUCAGAACCCCCUGAGCUACCCUUUGCAUGCUUCCUUUCAUGUAAACUCAUUAAGGACCAUGUGUUAAUUGUUCAGCCAGCUGCAAAUCCAUUUUGCAGUGGAAUGAUCCUUUUCAUAUUGGUCCAAUUUAUCAAAGUUAUGGUCAAGUUUUUCAAAUCUCUUUCUGAAAUACAAAAUAAAGUAUUAAAAAACCCAAUGAAGUUCAUUUCCCCAUGUAGUUCUGAUGUUAUCUAGCCAGGUAAUUUACAAGAGAAGCUGGGUCAAAUAUCAAAAACCUACAGAAGAAUAUGUUGGUAGGAAUAGGAAUCAGAAGUAGUAUUUCUGAUUAAAAGGGCCUCUGUGGCUCAGGCUGCUAAUGCAGUCUGUUAUUAACAGCAGCAGCCUGCAAUUAUUAUCCCACCAGGCCCAAGGUUGACUCAGCCUUCCAUCCUUUAUAAGGUAGGUAAAAUGAGGACCCAGACUGUUGGGG
Ahaetulla prasina is the source of this 11621-nucleotide messenger RNA. RefSeq names its product solute carrier family 1 member 2 (gene SLC1A2). Gene Ontology annotation, cellular component: plasma membrane. Gene Ontology annotation, molecular function: L-glutamate transmembrane transporter activity; glutamate:sodium symporter activity; neutral L-amino acid transmembrane transporter activity. The record is from RefSeq and is a predicted model, not a curated record. Gene Ontology annotation, biological process: L-glutamate transmembrane transport. Lineage: Eukaryota; Metazoa; Chordata; Lepidosauria; Squamata; Colubridae. The coding region runs from base 131 to 1852 and encodes 573 amino acids. The transcript is spliced from 11 exons.